Anopheles moucheti is the source of this 2088-nucleotide messenger RNA. Its product is annotated as DDB1- and CUL4-associated factor 10 homolog. The record is from RefSeq and is a predicted model, not a curated record. The transcript is spliced from 8 exons. Lineage: Eukaryota; Metazoa; Arthropoda; Insecta; Diptera; Culicidae. Bases 369 to 2021 code for a protein of 550 amino acids. Gene Ontology annotation, cellular component: Cul4-RING E3 ubiquitin ligase complex. Gene Ontology annotation, molecular function: protein binding.
ACUGACCCAACAGUGCGUAACGCUACGAAACUGCCGUACGGUAACGCUACGAGGCGGGUUUUUUUUGCAUUGUACGGUGAGCGGCAGUACAGUACAGACGUUCUUCUUACGUUCGCACCGUGUGGGCGCGCGGUACCACUGAUUAUGUUCGCCGUCUUGUCGAAGUUUCGCUGAUCUGUUGAUCUUGUUUGCUUGCUGUGUGAAGCCGCGAUUCUGCAGAACAGAUUCUUUCAUAAAAAAAAGCUUAAUAUCUACAGCCUUGCACCCACGCGGACGGAAGCGGUCGUCGUCCCUUCACGCGCUAUAACAAGCGUCCACAUGCGUUUGUGGCGUGCCGCCCUUAAGUGUAUACCCGUGACAUUGAAAGCAUGUCGCUGCACGAAUGGUACCGCAGGCGGGAGCGGGGUCUGCCACCGCGCAUUGGCGACACCGACAUGAUCCACCGUACCAUCUUCCGGUCGCUGCAGCCGAAGCUGCUGCCGGAUGAACUGUCCCGGCCGCACCGGUGCGGGCAGGACCGUGGCGCUAUUUGCAACCUGGAAUUUUCUCCCGAUGGAACGGUGCUGGCUGCUGCAUGUGAACAUAAAUCCAUCGUAUUGUUCGAUCCGCUCACAGAAAAGCAGGUGUGUGCUGUCGACAACGCUCACGAUGGAAGCGUUAAUUGCAUCAGAUUCGUCGACAAUCGUACCUUUGCCAGCUGCUCGGAUGACACGACGGUCGCACUGUGGGAUUCGCGUAACCUGUCCACGAAGCUGCGCACACUAAACGGCCACAGCGGGUGGGUGAAAAACAUCGAGUACGCGAAACAGGCCGGCAUUCUCAUCUCGUCCGGACUGGACGGUUUAGUGUACGGCUGGGAGUUAAACAACAGCACGGAGCAGGGCUGUACGUACCAGCGGUUGCUCUACAUGCCGGGACUGAUGCGGUGUCGGUUGGCACCGGAUGAAACGCGCCUAGUGCUCUGCACGAGCAGCGGUUACUUAAUGCUUGUACACGAUCUACACCUUCCCAGCUUUGCCGGCGAUCUCGUCGACUUUCGCCCAAACAUUCACCGACUGAAUCUGAUGCGUAGGCAACGGUUCCCGUGCGCUUCCCGCAAGACUCCGGCGGUCUGCCACAGCAGAAAGAGAAAUCGCAUUGAGUUCGUGAGCGACUUUCCACCCGGGGACGAUGCGGAAAUGAUUAGCGGAUUGACGAUACAUCCUCAAGGCUGGUGCGCUCUUAGUAGAAAUCUUUCCUACGACGAAAAAACCGAGUGGUCCGUUGUACAUGAUAUACAAAGCUGGGAUGAAGAAGACGACGACACUCACACGGAUCAAGAGAACCUACACCCGGAAGAGGAAGAGCAAACGGAGACAGAACAGAAGCAGGAUCAGGAUCACGAUCAGGAGGAGGAUACUCACAGCGGUUUUGUGGAUGAAAAGAAGCAACAAAUCAACGGAAUUAUUCUGAGCGAAUCGACAUGGUGCAAUAGCAGCACUAUGCAGCGGAAUGUGAUCAACAACGUUUUUCCGAGCCAUUCGGGCGCGUCGUGUCUAAACCUCGCACAUACACCACACUUAAGACUGCCGCCAAACGGAACCAAUGGGGAUGGAGGCGAUGUACCCACCACCAUCAGCAACGAGAAGGCUGUGUGGCCACCGGAAACGAACGUGGCGAGAAAACGUACGGCCAAACACGUGCCAGCCGACGGUACCCGGCUGCUCUACUACAUCCAAGAAUCGAACAAGGUGGAGGGUUAUAUGCGGGAGGCGUGCUUUUCACCAGACGGGAGGGUCAUAUGUUCGCCGCAUGAUGAUUACGGCGUGCGGUUGCUAGCGUUUAAUGAGCACUGCAAUGAGAUGCAGUACGCUCGGCAGUACGUUAGUAACGGUAGCGCACCGGAGAUCCUGCGGGAGCUACAGUACAAGUCGUGCCACCCGCACGUUGUCAUUAGCAGUCAGUUUAGCCCACGGUUCCCAUUGCUCGUUACCGGCUGCCUGUUGGGUAAUGUUGUCUGGAAUCUGCCGGUGUUAAGUUGAGACGCCUAGGCAUCCAAGUACUGAACUAAAGUAUACGAGACGUUGGGAUGGAAAAGAGAAAAAUAAA